Molecule: messenger RNA, 1125 nt
Organism: Penicillium crustosum
Lineage: Eukaryota; Fungi; Ascomycota; Eurotiomycetes; Eurotiales; Aspergillaceae
Product: terpene synthase family protein
Exons: 3
Coding region: 1-1125 (374 amino acids)
Source: RefSeq, a predicted model, not a curated record
AUGGCUGCAUGCGAUUAUACUAUUUCACGAGACCUUAGAGUCGUCGCCCCUGCCGGUCAGAUUCAUCUUCCUAUCAAUGUAACCGGCAAUAUACCCAACUAUAAACGCCUCAGUGAGGGGCCUGUUAUCAAGUCAUGUGAAAUCGCACUGGGAAUACAUAAUGUAUCCCUUCAGCUCAAAAUCCCUCAUUAUGACAUUAUCCACCUCAAUCCAGCUCCCCCAUCGGCUGUCAUCUAUUCACACGCCAACUUCAAGGCUUCUAUCCAACCGGAAAAGGCUGGUGAUCCCAAAGACUUCUAUGAGAGGUGCAUUGCUGAAGCCGCAGCGAUUAACCUAUUUUUCCCCGAUGUACAAUCGGAACGCAUCCGCAUAUGCAUGACCGCGUGGCUGGCUGCAAACUGCGCGGCAGAUGACAUACUUGAGGCCAUGCCACCAGCUGCCGCAACGUUUGCUUUGAAAGAGGCAAUCUUGCAGCUUCAAGGAAAGAAUUUAAACGUCUCUCCGACAAGCAAGGUGGCAUCAAUCCUUUGUUUCUUUCAAGAAUAUUGCAUCCAGCAACUUGACCUAUGUGAAAGCACCGCCCAUGAGCUCAGCGAUGAUAUAUGCGACAUGUGUUAUGGCUUGCUUGACGAGGUCCUAUUUCGGCAAGGAAUGUUGCCCAACAACCUGGAGACCUAUUUGCAGUUCCGAGGCAGAACGAUGGGAAUCCAUCCAUUUUUCACUCUGAUCCGAACAUUACACGAACCGGUCGAGGAGGAAUAUCUCACAGACCUCAAAAAUCUCCAGAAGGGCAUUAGCUUAAUCCUAGGGCUGCAGAACGACCUUGUUGGCCUAGAGAAAGAUCGUCGAAAUGGUGAGACCAUGAAUGCAGUCUUGGUAUCCUUAAAGGAACAGGCGGGGAUGGAUGUGGAACACAUGGAUAUGAUAUUGCCAAGGACGAUUCAAGACGUGUGCAACAUCCACAAUCUUUGUGUCUUAGCUGCAGUGGAGAUGUAUGAAGGGCUCCAUGUCUCGCUACAGGGAGACUCCCACGACCCGAUUCUUGAGGCAGCAAUUUUGGCAUUUGCAGAUACCCAUCUGAAAUGGUGCGCCUCGUCUAAGCGAUAUCAGGCAAAGGUAGAAUAG